This is a messenger RNA of Cottoperca gobio, 1279 nucleotides long. RefSeq names its product programmed cell death protein 2-like. The transcript has 3 exons. The coding region runs from base 166 to 786 and encodes 206 amino acids. Lineage: Eukaryota; Metazoa; Chordata; Actinopteri; Perciformes; Bovichtidae. The record is from RefSeq and is a predicted model, not a curated record. Gene Ontology annotation, biological process: apoptotic process.
AUGUGUAUAUAUGACUGUAAUACAAUGGCCGCUUGCUGUUACCAUAUUUACAACAGUGUGAGUGUAUUGUAUAAGUUAAACCGACACCCAGCUGGCGGUAAUGUUUUGAUGACGGACCCAAGACUCUAACGUUCACUUCCGGUCCGUGUUUUCAACACGUGAGCGAUGGCUUCACGCGCCCAGGAGUUAACUCUGGUCGGUCUGUGUGAUGGAGAGCUGGACUCGAAGCGGCACCGGUCCUCUUAUCUGACAAACAAAGUCGGGGGUCCGCCGGACUGGAUGCCGGCCAUCUCCCGCCGGUCUCCCCGCUGCAGGCACUGCGGAGCCCCGUUAGCUCACGUGGUGCAGGUGUACUGCCCCCUGGAGGCCUCACCCUGUCACAGAAACCUCAACCUGUUCGCGUGCCCAGGUGCUGAGUGCAGCGGCAGGGCGGACUGUUGGAGGGUGCUCCGCUCUCAGUGUCUGGAGGAGGCGGAGACAUCCAGCCGGCCUGCCCCGGCUCAGGAGGCUCCUCUGUCGGCCUCUGACUGGUGUGACACCGCUGAUGACUGGGGGGUGGAGGAGGAGGAGGAGGGUGAUGGAUGGGGAGGAGGCGUGAAGAAGGACAGGCAGGUUCAAGAGGAGGCCGGUGAGAUGGCUGUCAGCAGCCGGCUUCAGGAUCUACAUCUUGGAGACUCACAGGAGGAAGUUCCCGUCCUCCGUCCGUUCUUCAUCAGCGUGGUGGAGGAGUCGGAUCUGUGCACUAAACAUCAGAGUUCCUCCUGCACGCUGUCCGGCUGCCGCUAACGUCUGUCAGAGAACUUAAGAUCCAGACGUUCAGGAGGUUUUUACAGGAAGCUGAAUUAUCCCCAGAGGACUUCCUGUUUAUCCCCAGAGGACUUCCUGUUUAUCCCCAGAGGACUUCCUGUUUAUCCCCAGAGGACUUCCUGUACAGACUGAACUCUGACCUCACUACAACACAGGCACUGUUUUAAUGUGUAACACUGAGACAGCUCCCCAGGAGGGAACAGUUACUGAGUACACGCAGCUUCCUACCGUCAUCCAGUGUGAUCUCCUGGAGGCCCAAAGAUCCCAGAUGGGGCCGGUCGUCCGGCUCCUGCUUGAUGCUGGCCGCCUCUCCCGGGCUCUUCUGGGGGUCAGCGGGGGUCACGAAGGCUCUGCUGGAGCUUAGAGACGGAGAGUGUCUCCUCUGAGGUCCACCGGGGGAGGCGGGAGGAGGCAUGGUGAAGGUCUGAAGAGGCACCGGAGAGGCCUGGGGAGGCAGCGUGGAUAUUUGAGG